This is a messenger RNA of Solanum lycopersicum (tomato), 2687 nucleotides long. Its product is annotated as pentatricopeptide repeat-containing protein At3g51320. NCBI's taxonomy places the organism in Eukaryota, Viridiplantae, Streptophyta, Magnoliopsida, Solanales, Solanaceae. Gene Ontology annotation, biological process: RNA modification. Gene Ontology annotation, molecular function: protein binding; RNA binding. The record is from RefSeq and is a predicted model, not a curated record. Gene Ontology annotation, cellular component: intracellular membrane-bounded organelle.
CGGUUUAGAGUGAAUCCCCUGCCGUUCUUCCUUUCUUGGUUCAUCCUCCAAAUUUGACAAAGCUUUCAACUUUCUCGUUUUUUGGAGUUUUGGGUAUUAAAAUCCUUUGAUUUUGAUCCAAAAAUCAAAGUAAACAGUGAUGAACAAAGAAAGAAAGAAGUAAUUUGUCCAUUUAUAUUCAUUAUGUGCAGCAAUGAGCAGCAUUAAUGGCAGAAAAAUCGUUUCUUUAUUCAAAUCUGGAACAUUACUUCAAAACCCAGAAACAGAUAUAUGAAUGGCUGCAAGAAUCUGCAUCAAACACUUAACCCCUUAUUUUUCUUUAACAAAAAAAUCCCAAUUCUCUUCAUUAACACCUUCUUAUCAAUCCAAAGCUUUGGAGUUUCUUGAUUCAUGUCAAAGUUUAGCUCAGCUCUUUCAAAUCCAAGCACAUUUGAUAAUAACUGGUCUUUUACAAGUUCAAAAUCCCUCAUAUUCUUGCAGAUUUUUGAAGCUCUGUACUCAACAUUGUGAUGAUAUUGAAUAUACUGCAUUGGUAUUUAGGUGCAUUCAUUUUCCUGAUACUUUUUCAGUUAAUACUGUUAUAAAAUCUUAUGCUUGUAGUACUUUGCCUGAUAAUGCUGUAGUUUUCUAUUACCAAAGGCUUAAAAAUGGAUUCUUGCCUAAUAGUUUUACGUUUCCACCUCUCAUGAGUGCUUGUGCUAAAACGGGUAGUUUGGAUUCGGGCCAGAAGUGUCAUGGACAAGUUAUGAAAAAUGGUGUUGAUGGAGUUUUACAAGUGCAGAACUCUAUAGUGCAUUUUUAUAGUUGUUGUGGUUUUAUUGAUCUUGCUAGGAAGGUAUUCGAUGAAAUGCACCAGAGGGAUGUUGUGUCUUGGAACAGCAUUAUGAAUGGAUAUGUAAAAGUGGGUGAAUUAGUCGUUGCGCGACAGUUGUUUGAUGCAAUGCCAGAGUGUAAUUUAGUUGGGUGGAACGUCAUGAUGACUGGGUAUUUGAAUUCGAAUAACCCUGGGAAGUGCCUAAAGUUGUUUAGAGAAAUGGUACAGAGGGGAAUGAAUGGGAAUGAUACAACUAUAGUUAUUGCUGUUACUGCUUGUGCUAGGUCAGCUCGAAUGAAGGAAGGAAAAUCUGUUCAUGGGUGUCUUGUUAAGGCAUCGAAAGACUUGAAUUUGAUUAUUAGUACGACUUUAAUCCAUAUGUAUAGUAGAUGCGGAAGAGCAGAAAUAGGUCGUUUAAUUUUUGAUCGGAUAUCAAUCAAGAACAUAGUUUGCUGGAAUGCAAUGAUUUUAGGGUAUUGCAUUCAUGGAAGCCCAAAAGAUGGGCUUAAUCUGUAUUCAGACUUGCUGAGUAAUAGAUUAGAAAGUACAGACAAAAAUCAUGUCAAGAGCCGUGUGCUUCCUGAUGAAAUCACAUUUGUCGGCGUCUUAUGCGCUUGUGCCCGUGAAGGACUGUUGACAGAAGGACGAAAACACUUUGGAAACAUGAGUGAUGUGUUUGGUAUAAAGCCCAGCUUUGCACAUUAUUGGUGCAUGGCUAAUCUUUUGGGAAAUGUUGGCCUAAUGCAAGAAGCAAUAGAAACACUGAAGAACAUACCAGUGGAGAGCAAUUUGGCACUGGAAUCCUCAUUGUGGUCUGAAUUGCUUGGUUCAGCACGCUUUGGACGGGAUGUAAGUUUAGGAGAACAAAUUGCGAAUAAGUUGAUUGAUCAAGACCCCGAGAACUUUUGGCAUUAUUUAUUGCUGGUGAACGUCUAUGCUGCAGCUGGUCGUUGGGAUGAAGUAGCUCAGACAAAGGAGAAAAUGAAGAAUAGAGGAAUAGAAAGAACACCAGGUUGCAGUUUAAAAGACUUGAAGGAAAUUGUUCACAACAUGCCAGCCACAUAAACUGCAGAUGUCUGUGCAUCUUUGAUACUUUGAGCUCUAACAAUGAAGAAUUUAAAUUGCACGAGAUGCAGCAGCAGCUUCAAUGUAAGCUUUUGAUGGAUCUAUGACUAACUGUCCUUGCAUCAGAAGGAACUUUGAAAAAGCUAAACUUCAUGGGAGGCUUUACUGAUGACUUGCUUACAAACUUAAAUGUCUACUGCUGUGCCCUCGUCCAAGAAUGACUCAAAGUCCAGAUAUGCGGGGCUCAUGGGAUGCUUUACUGGAUUUCUGAUUUCAAAAAUGGAUUUUGGAAUAAGGAAUGACUUGGAAGAUGGGAAUACUGCAAGAAGGUCCAUAAACAGAUGGGAGAUGUGUGGAACGGAAAAUGGCGGUAUAAACUGAUUAUGAAGAUGGUGGAAGAAAGGGCAGAACAAACAUUGAAGUUGCCCUCAAAUCAUGGCUAUUCUUGGUCAAGCUGAGACGAUAGAAUAUGUAACUGGCGGAUGGAAGCUUUUAUAGUGGCAGUCACCUAGGUCUCUUACUCAAGCUUUCGAGAUCCUGAAGAGUGGCAGUAAAACACCAUCAGGAGGAAUCAGGACAUUUCGGCUGAAUGAGAUGAAACUUGCAUUUCCUUAACCUGUUAUCGCACUUGAAUGUCCUUGCUUAGUUUGAAUACACAAGACCUGAGUUUAUGUGGUCACUAACAUCUACAUAUGUAGAUCAUGUACAAAUCUGUCAAUGGAUGGUGUGCUUACCACACAUAUUUUGACACCUCAAGAUGGUUUACUAUUCUGAUAUAAAGGCAUUUUUUCAUGAAGUUGGCUGGUAA